Molecule: messenger RNA, 2341 nt
Organism: Mus pahari (shrew mouse)
Lineage: Eukaryota; Metazoa; Chordata; Mammalia; Rodentia; Muridae
Product: T-cell-specific guanine nucleotide triphosphate-binding protein 1-like
Exons: 5
Coding region: 245-2341 (698 amino acids)
Biological process (GO): defense response; cellular response to interferon-beta
Cellular component (GO): endoplasmic reticulum membrane
Molecular function (GO): GTP binding; GTPase activity
Source: RefSeq, a predicted model, not a curated record
CUGAGAAUAGAAACUAAAUCUUACCCUCACUGCAGUCCCUCCCUUUAAGGACAAGGCAGCUGUUCUUCUCUCCAGAGCACCAAGACACCAACACUCUGCACCCCAUCUGUUUCCUGAACGUCCCAGCUUAGAGGACUCCAAAGAGAGCUACCCCAGUGACCUUGCUCAGAGAAGAAAGAAGUGACAUCGCAGGAGGGCCACUGGCAUCACUGCUCAGGAACAGUACCAUCAACAUUUCCCAGGAAUGGGUCAGACUUCCUCUUCUACACACCCUCCAAAAGAGGAUCCUGAUUUGACAUCCAGCUUUGGCACAAAUCUGCAGAAUUUGGAGAUGAAAACCAAAAUCCUGUCUCAGGAAUUAAUCGCCUUCAUUGAAUCAUCCCUAGAGAAUGGAAACCUUCAGGAAACACUUUCUGCAAUCAGCAGUGCUCUGGGUGACAUAGAGAAAGCCCCACUGAACAUUGCAGUGAUGGGGGAGACUGGCGCUGGAAAGUCCAGUCUCAUCAAUGCUCUGCAGGGAGUGGGGGAUGAUGUAGGAGGUGCAGCUGCUUCCACAGGGGUGGUAUAUACAACCACUGAGAGAACACCAUACACUUACACAAAGUUUCCCAGUGUGACACUGUGGGACCUGCCUGGCAUUGGAUCUCCUGCCUUCCAACCACAUGAUUAUCUGAAGAAAAUCAAGUUUGAGGAGUAUGACUUCUUCAUUAUUGUCUCUUCUGGACGCUUUAAACAUAAUGAUGCAGAACUUGCCAAAGCCAUUGUGCAAAUGAAUAGGAGUUUCUAUUUUAUUCGAACGCACACAGAUAUUGAUCUAAUGGUUGUAAAACUGAAUGAUCCUAGGAAAUUCAAUAAAGAGAACAUCUUAGAGCAGACUCGAAAUACCAUUUCAAGUAUACUUAGGGAAAUUACCCACCAGGAGCCUCCAGUCUUCUUAGUCUCUAACUUUGAUGUGUCUGAUUUUGACUUCCCAAAGCUGGAAUCCACCCUUCUGAGAGAGCUCCCAGCCUACAAACACCAAAUGUUCAUGCUCACAUUGCCUACUGUUACAAAUUCCACCAUAGACCGGAAGAGGGAUAUGCUGAAACAAAAGGUCUGGAAGGAAUCCACAAUGCCAAGUGCAUGGGCUACCAUACCAUUCUGGGGACUGACCCUAAAGGACAUGGAGAUGUUGCAACAGACUUUGAAUGACUAUAGAUCUUCCUUUGGCCUGGAUGAGGCAUCACUGGAAAACAUUGCUGAGGAUUUGAACUUGACACUGGAGGAUCUCAAGGCAAACAUUAAGUCUCCACAUUUGCUCUCAGAUGAACCAGAUAUAUCCUUAACAGACAAACUAUUGAAGGACAUUGGAAAUCCUUACUUUUCAAAGGCUUUCCACUUGCAAAAUUAUUUCAUAGACACAGUUGCGAGUGAUGUUAAAAUUAUCCUCAGUAAUGAAGAGCUUUUGACCGUGAAGCAUCCUCCAAUGCACGCAGCUACAUGCCAGCCUUCCUCUAGCAGACCCUCUCCUUUAAUGGCUCAACUUUUGGUGUUCAGCUUUGAAAAUUUUUUUAAGAAUUUCAAGAAGGAAAGCAAAAUCCUCUCUGAAGAUACCAUCACUUUGAUUGAAUCCCAUCUGGAGGAUAAGAACCUUCAGGGGGCAUUGUCUGUAAUUAGUCAUGCUCUGAGCAACAUUGACAAAGCCCCACUAAACAUUGCUGUGACUGGAGAAACGGGGACAGGGAAAUCCAGCUUUAUCAAUGCCCUGAGAGGAGUGAGUAGUGAAGAAAAAGAUGUAGCCCCCACUGGGGUGGUAGAGACAACCAUGAAAAGAACUCCAUACCCACACCCAAAGCUUCCCAACAUGACAAUAUGGGACCUGCCUGGCAUUGGGUCCUCUACCUUCCCACCACAAAACUAUCUGACAGAAAUGAAGUUCGGUGAGUAUGACUUCUUUAUUAUCAUCUCGGCUACACGCUUCAAAGAAAUUGAUGCACAACUGGCCAGAGCCAUUGCAAAGAUGAACACAAAGUUCUACUUUGUCCGAACCAAAAUAGAUCAAGAUGUCAGUAAUGAGCAGAGGAGUAAACCUAAGUCUUUCAAUAGAGACAGUGUCUUAAAGAAAAUUAGAGAUGACUGUUCAGAACAUCUUCAGAAGGCUCUCUCCAGUCAGCCUCCAGUCUUCCUAGUCUCUAACUUUGAUGUGUCUGACUUUGACUUCCCAAAGCUGGAGACCACCCUACUGAGGGAACUCCCAGCCCACAAGCGCCACCUCUUCAUGAUAUGUUGCUUUGACACCAUGCACAAGUGUGGGACAUUGGGCUAUCUGAUCAGACUGAUCUCCAGUCGAGCUGAGGUCUGA